AUGGCUGUUAAGCCCGAAGAAAAUACACCUCUUUCAGAAGUUCAAGGAGAAAUAGAUUCCAAUUGGGAUGAAGUUGUUGAUAAUUUUGACAAUAUGGACCUGAAACCGGAACUGUUGAGAGGUAUUUAUGCUUAUGGUUUUGAACGUCCCUCUGCUAUUCAACAAAGAGCUAUUUUACCAGUUAUUAAAGAUCAUGAUGUAAUUGCACAAGCACAAUCUGGGACGGGGAAAACAGCAACUUUUUCAAUUUCCGUAUUACAAAAAAUAGAUAUUAGUUUAAAGCAAUGUCAGGCACUUAUUCUUGCACCUACUCGUGAGCUUGCACAGCAGAUUCAAAAAGUAGUUAUUGCUAUAGGAGACUUUUUACAAGUAGAGUGUCAUGCUUGUAUUGGAGGAACAAAUAUAAAGGAUGACAUGCAAAUACUUCAGUCUGGAGUACAUGUUGUUGUCGGAACUCCAGGAAGAGUUCAUGAUAUGAUUCAACGUAGAGCUUUAAGAACUGAUUCUAUAAAAAUUUUUGUUAUGGAUGAAGCAGACGAAAUGCUUUCAAGAGGUUUCAAGGAUCAAAUGUAUGAUAUUUUUCAACUUUUGCCACAGUCGACACAAGUCGUCCUUUUAUCAGCUACAAUGCCUCAAGAUGUACUUGAAGUUACUACAAAAUUUAUGCGUGAUCCAAUUCGUAUUCUUGUUAAAAAGGAUGAACUUACAUUGGAAGGUAUUAAACAAUUUUAUAUAGCAGUUGAAAGAGAGGAUUGGAAACUAGACACUUUAUGUGAUUUAUAUGAAACAGUUACAAUCACACAGGCUGUUAUCUUUUGCAAUACUAGAAGAAAAGUAGACUGGCUAACUGAAAAACUUACUUCACGUGAUUUUACAGUAUCUGCUAUGCAUGGAGACAUGCAACAAUCUGAACGAGAAAUUCUUAUGAAGGAAUUCCGAAGUGGCUCCUCUCGUAUUUUGAUUGCUACAGAUCUUCUUGCUAGAGGAAUUGAUGUCCAGCAAAUUUCAUUGGUCAUUAAUUAUGAUUUACCGUCCAACCGUGAAAACUAUAUUCAUAGAAUCGGACGAGGUGGAAGAUUUGGUCGUAAAGGUGUAGCUAUUAAUUUUGUUACAUCUGAAGAUGUAAGAAUGAUGCGAGAUAUUGAACAAUUUUAUAGUACACAGAUCGAGGAAAUGCCCAUGAAUGUUGCGGAUUUAAUCUAA
This is a messenger RNA of Pneumocystis murina B123, 1203 nucleotides long. RefSeq names its product ATP-dependent RNA helicase eIF4A. Lineage: Eukaryota; Fungi; Ascomycota; Pneumocystomycetes; Pneumocystales; Pneumocystaceae. Bases 1 to 1203 code for a protein of 400 amino acids. Gene Ontology annotation, molecular function: RNA helicase activity; RNA binding; ATP binding. The record is from RefSeq and is a predicted model, not a curated record. The transcript has 10 exons.